This is a messenger RNA of Acinonyx jubatus (cheetah), 949 nucleotides long. RefSeq names its product keratin-associated protein 21-1-like. The coding region runs from base 544 to 891 and encodes 115 amino acids. The transcript has a single exon. The record is from RefSeq and is a predicted model, not a curated record. NCBI's taxonomy places the organism in Eukaryota, Metazoa, Chordata, Mammalia, Carnivora, Felidae.
CAAAGAGAGAAUAUAUAGAUGUGAGGUUACAAACCAAGGUUUCUAGAUCUCAACACUAUUGGCAUUGUACAGCAGAAGUUUCAGUGUUGUUGGGCUUUGUUCUGAUGACCGGAAUUAGCAUCUUCUCUCAUUUAUGACACUUGGAGCUAGUAGGUAUCUGCAGUAGGUAUCUGGGUGUGAGCAGGCAGACAAAAAUUUGCAAUGAUUCCAGAAAGGAGAUGGGAGUUAUUUCCUUCCCUAUGGGGACAGGUAGAUAGUUUAGAAAAGAAGAGAUAUCAAGAGGACAAAAUUUUCCUAAAUGUCCCUCAAUGAUGAUACAUAAGGUAAAUUAAAUGACAACAAGUUGUGAAGGUGGGUACCAGUUUUACAUAUGGCACAUGAUUCUAGUGAGAGAAUUCUUUGGCAGAGCAAAUUAAAAUGCCAUUCUUUAAAUAUAACUGGAGACUCCAACAGAAUGAAGUCACAUUUCCCAAGACUUUUAUUGAUUGUUGACAGUGAGUGGCAUACCAGAAGUGCUUACAUAUUUGUUGGGUAUGUCAGGGGAUGAAUGGUAUGUUCUGCCAAUUACUGACAGUAUAUAAAGGUCCAAGGCUAGUAGAAGACACACAGUUCACCACAUCCUCUCGCAACCCACGUGAAAUCUCUUCUCUUGACAAGAUGUGUUGCAACUACGGCAACUCCUGUGGCUAUGGCUGUGGCUAUGGCUAUGGCUGUGGCUAUGGGCCCUAUUAUGGCUGUAGUUAUGGACCUGGCUAUGGCUGUGCAUAUGGCUGUGGAUACGGCUCCUGCUGUGGCUAUGGCACCAGAUAUGGCUGUGGCUGUGGCUAUGGCUCUGGUUGCUGUGGCUACCGGCCAUUUUGGUAUAGAAGAUGUUAUUCUUCUUGCUGCUAGAACAUCACUGUCCAAGACACAUUUGCUUCUGAAGUGGCACGGCUUAAGGGAGGGCUGA